Molecule: messenger RNA, 1440 nt
Organism: Lithohypha guttulata
Lineage: Eukaryota; Fungi; Ascomycota; Eurotiomycetes; Chaetothyriales; Trichomeriaceae
Exons: 2
Coding region: 1-1440 (479 amino acids)
Biological process (GO): proteolysis
Molecular function (GO): metallodipeptidase activity
Source: RefSeq, a predicted model, not a curated record
AUGGCUCCCAAUCUGGAUCCGUACUUCAAACAAGUAGACGCCCUUGCGGAUACCUUCAUAGAACGUCUACGAGCAGCAGUGGCUAUACCUUCUGUCAGUGCCAGUGAUGAGAACCGCCAAGAUGUGUUUCGCAUGGGCGACUUCCUCGCAGACGAGCUCACUCGUCUCGGCGCAGAGGUCGAGAAGAGACCACUUGGUAAACAACCCGGCAAGGAGCACCUCGAAUUACCUCCAGUAGUCAUUGCUCGAUAUGGCAACGACAAGAAGAAGCGCACGAUAUUAGUCUAUGGCCACUACGAUGUACAGCCUGCGUUGAUGGAGGAUGGCUGGGCCACGAAACCUUUCGACCUGACUGUGGAUGAGAAGGGUCGUAUGUUUGGAAGAGGAAGCACAGAUGACAAGGGACCAGUGUUAGGUUGGAUCAACGCGAUUGAAGCACACCAGAAAGCUGGCGUGGAGUUCCCAGUAAAUCUAUUGUGUUGUUUCGAGGGCAUGGAGGAGUAUGGUUCAGAAGGUCUCGACGACUUCAUCAACGCCGAAGCGAAGAAGUACUUCAAAGACGCAGAUGCAGUGUGCAUAUCAGACAAUUACUGGCUAGGUACCGAAAAGCCCUGCCUUACCUACGGCCUCCGAGGCUGCAACUACUACAGCGUCGAGAUCAAAGGUCCAGCGCAAGAUUUACACUCCGGCGUCUUUGGCGGCAGUGCACAAGAACCAAUGACCGACCUGAUGCACGUCCUAAGUAAACUCGUCGACCAAAAGGGACAGAUCCUUAUUCCUGGCCUCAAUGAGCUCGUAGCUCCUGUCACAGAAGACGAGAAGAAACUCUACCCAAACAUCUCAUACACUAUGGACAACCUUUACGAAAGCAUCGGCAGCAAAACCUCCAUCUUCGAAACCAAAGACGAAACCCUCAUGGCUCGAUGGCGCUUCCCCUCCCUCAGCGUCCACGGCGUCGAAGGAGCCUUCUCCCAACCUGGUGCAAAGACCGUCAUCCCCGCCAAAGUCAUCGGCAAAUUCUCCAUUCGCACAGUCCCAAACAUGGAAUCCAACGAAGUCAACGAACUGGUCUACAAACACGUCAAGGACGUCUUUAACAAGCUUGGCUCGAAGAAUAGCAUGAACGUCUACUGCCAACAUGACGGGAAAUGGUGGGUCGCCAGCCCAUUCCACUGGAACUUCCAGGCUGCGUCCAAGGCCGUCAAGCAGGUCUUUGGCGUUGAGCCGGAUAUGACGAGGGAGGGAGGCAGUAUUCCUGUCACGAUAACGUUUGAGCAGGCGACAGGGAAGAAUGUGUUGUUGUUGCCGAUGGGAAGUAGCACGGAUGGCGCGCAUAGUAUUAAUGAGAAGCUGGAUCGCAGGAAUUAUAUUGAGGGGACGAAGUUGUUGGGCGCGUAUUUGCAUUAUGUGGCGGAAGAGCCGAUGAAUGAGAAGAAAUGA